This is a messenger RNA of Anguilla rostrata (American eel), 4252 nucleotides long. It is a transcript of the gene tacr2, whose product is annotated as tachykinin receptor 2. Gene Ontology annotation, cellular component: sperm midpiece; plasma membrane. The transcript has 5 exons. Gene Ontology annotation, molecular function: substance K receptor activity. NCBI's taxonomy places the organism in Eukaryota, Metazoa, Chordata, Actinopteri, Anguilliformes, Anguillidae. The coding region runs from base 422 to 1570 and encodes 382 amino acids. Gene Ontology annotation, biological process: positive regulation of flagellated sperm motility; G protein-coupled receptor signaling pathway. The record is from RefSeq and is a predicted model, not a curated record.
UUAUUACGGACGCAAAGUAGGCUAAUAUUAGACUCUGCGUCCGUAAAUGUAAAUGAAAGCCAAACACCUCCGUAUUUCGUCGUAUACUGCUGGUGCUCUACCUCGCCUUCACAUUGAAACGUCAUUAAAUCCGACCCCCGCACGCCGUGCAGAUAUAUCUACUUAAAAUUCCAUCAGUCCCGCUCUCCAAACAGCGCUCCCUGCUUGUGUGCCACUGGCUUUACUCCCGAAGUUUGGGGAGAACGAGGAACACCUCCAAGACCGGUUGAAGUCGUCUUCAUUGCGUGGCUUUCUUCUUUCUGACAAACUUGAUCUCCUCUAUUAGAGGGACACAGUAAAUACGUCUGACGUUAAACGCAAAAUUCAACAAACUUUGACAUCUUAGCAUUCACAAAUUCAUGAGAAAACAGCAAUCAAAAAGAUGAACUUGGACAUGGAUAAUCUGGACCCGGUGCCGUCAUUGAUUUCAACGAUUUCGUUUGAAGAUUCUGAUGAUGAUAACGAAACUACUACGAACAUGUUCGCACAGCCAGGCUGGCAAGUCGCGCUGUGGGCAAUAGCGUAUGCUCUGAUUGUAUUUGUGUCUGUCAUUGGAAAUGUCACGGUCAUUUGGAUAAUUCUGGCGCACAAAAGAAUGAGGACAGUGACCAACUAUUUCAUUGUGAGUCUGGCGUUCUCGGACGCUUCAAUGGCAGCGUUCAACACCGUGUUCAAUUUCGUUUACGCCUUGCACAACGACUGGUACUUCGGAUUAGGAUACUGCAGGUUUCAAAACUUCUUUCCCAUCACAGCAAUAUUUGCGAGCAUAUAUUCAAUGACAGCUAUUGCUGUGGACAGAUACAUGGCCAUCAUCCACCCACUGAAGCCCCGCCUCUCUUCUACCACCACGAAGGUGGUGAUUGGAGUGAUCUGGGCGGUGGCCUUCUCCUUGGCCUUCCCCCAGUGCUUCUACUCCAAAACCAAGUUUUACUCCCCCCGCACAGUGUGUCUGGUGGACUGGCCUGGUGACUAUGGGGGGAAGCACCAGCUCAGUUACCAGAUUGCAGUGAUCAUUCUGAUCUACCUACUCCCCCUGCUGGUAAUGCUGGUGACCUACAGCCUGGUGGGCUUGUCACUGUGGGGCAGCGAGAUACCAGGUGAAGCUUCAGACCACUAUCAGAACCAGAUACGGGCCAAACGCAAGGUGGUGAAGAUGAUGAUUGUGGUGGUGCUGACCUUUGCGUUCUGUUGGCUGCCCUUCCACAUCUACUUCCUCCUGGGCAGCUUCAACAAGGACAUCUACAAGCAGAGAUACAUCCAGCAGGUCUACCUGGCCAUCUUCUGGCUGGCUAUGAGCUCCACCAUGUACAAUCCAAUCAUCUACUGCUGUCUAAACCACAGAUUCCGGUCGGGAUUUCGCCGAGCCUUCCGCUGGUGUCCGUUCAUCCGGAUCUCGGAGGAGGACCAGAUGGAGCUGCAGCACAUGAGGACCUUCCAAAUGACCCGAAGCUACCGCACAGAGACCACGACCGCGGUCCACCGCAACUCCACCGAGCAGGAGGAGACCACAGCUAAACUCAUAAAGGCCUGAGCACAGCGCCCACCGCAGGACGAGGGAGCACAGGGAAGAAACAAACACGGGCUCUCGCGGACGUGUGCAGUCGAGCGCAGUCCUUCUAUCUCACUGAAUACCUCACAGGAGAGCAUAGGUCUUGGUGUUGAAAAGCGGCAGGAACACAGGGAGGAAAAUACAGUAAACUCCCAUGGCAUGAGCACUAAGCCUUACUCAUCACCGCCACUUCAUCACAGUGACAGUUUGCCUUUUCCCCUCAUUUUGAAAAUGUUAUCUGGGUGUUGUUUAAGUGUGUAACAGGGUGCAGGUGACUCUAGCUGUAAAUAGGUGCUUGUAUGUUGGAUGUAGUACAAUAUGUGCUGUGUGAUGUCAGUCGAUAGCUAUUCUACUGAUGAUAUUUUUCUGCUUAUCCUGCUUAACUGUUUUUCAAAUUUGAGACUGAAACAUGUGAUAGGUUGACAGAUCACACUGUAUAUAAGUGAGCCAGAAUAGAGGGAACAUUAUCAACACAUCCAGAUGAAUAUAAUGUUGGCUUUGAAAAACAGUCUGCUAUGUGUGAAAAAAAAAAUAUUCACUGUGAAGUCAGAGGACUCAAAUAUAGAGAAAACAAUGUACUAAGCACACAUUAUCAGUCUCAGGAGGAGACUCACAGAUGAAGUCAGACAGAGAGACAGACGGACAAACAGAGACUCAAACUUACACCUACUGCCUUCACCUUAUGUCCAGGGUGAGUAAUUACUCCAAUUUAGACCAGACAAGAAGGUGAAAGACUAGCUGUCUCCAAUGGGCAGGGACUCUGCCAGGAGUCCGGGGCCCCGUGAAAAGAUGCAACACAAUGAUGAUGACAUUGAUAAUAUUCUGCUCUAUUAAUCCAGACAUUUUGGGUAUCCAGCCUGUGGUUCUCUGAGCUAUUAACACUUCAUUGUAUCAGUAGUGUCCCAGUGUGUAGAUGAAUGUGUGAAAAAAGCCCUUAUUCCAAUCAUGACCAUCUUGUUAAUGUCCAUAAUGAGAUAAGUAAAACAUGAAACAUAAUGUAUAUUGUAUUGAAAUCAUUUUACACGAGGGAAAUAGUAACAAAUAAUUUUACACGAGGGAAAUAGUAACAAAGGUUCUACUGUUUGAUAUUGCAGGUUUAAAGACAUUAAGUAAAAAGGCUUAAAUACACCAGACUCCAGUGACAUGCUCCAUACUCUGGAAUCCAGUCCUGCCUAGGUGCUGGUUUUGUUUUUCAAUUUGUUUAGUCAUGGCACAGUAUUCACUCUUCUGGUUGCUUGUGCACCUACAAUUUACCUGUGUAAGCUGCAUGUGAAGUGCAGGGUGACUGGACAGCUCAGCUGGGGGACUGCAGAGUGACUGCACAGCUCAGCUGGGGGACUGCAGAGUGACUGCACAGCUCAGCUGGGGGACUGCAGAGUGACUGCACAGCUCAGUUGGGGGACUGCAGAGUGACUGCGCAGCUCAGCUGGGGGACUGCAGAGUGACUGCGCAGCUCAGCUUGGGGACUGCAGAGGGACUGCGCAGCUCAGCUGGGGGACUGCAGAGUGAUGAAUAUGGUGAUGAAGAAAAGUGGCAGCUGACUGGACAUGCUUGGAAGCUGCUAACCUGCUAGUUUGCAUCCACCUCAGCCGUAAUAUUUAUCCGUUAAAGUGGUAAUGCUGAUAAAAUGAAAUUGCUGAGCAUCACUUCACUGAAUGGCUGCAGGUUAGUGAAGGAGAGAGUGAAAUGGCAGUGAAACAUGUUUCUGUCCUUUUAGUGAAUCUUUUGCACAGGGUAUUUGAACCAAAGAUAUCGAAGUGAUGCUCUUGAUCCUGAUUGAUGUCAUGCCCUAGAACAAGGAACUGGUAGAUACUGUAAUUUUAUGACUCUUACGAUUCAUGUAAAUUUGGUAAAAGAAUGUCUAAAUGUUUUAAGUAUUGUACGUUCCUCUUGAUAGCAGCUUCUACUGAAGUAAUUCUCUAUUCUCUAUGUUAAGCAUAGACGAGAGCCAGUUCAGAGUAAAAUGAAGCACUAGAGAAAAUUGUGGUUGUAAUUAAGUGAUUGCAAUCGUUAUAGUUGAUAGAGAAUAAUCAAAGAGAGGUUUACUCAAAUACUGCUGGAGACAGACUGUUAGCUCUGCAUCAGCCUUAUACUGGUUCCCAAAACAGAAGCCUUAUACGGUACUUCAAGCCAGUGAACUGGGAAUGCGAGAAAAAAGAUGACUUUAUGCAUUUGACUUCACGUCAAAAUAAAAUUUCAUUUAUUCUGUUACACUGGUUUCAGGAACACUAAUGCAUCUGUUGCAGUAUACAAAACAAACUGGUCCCGAACUGCUGUGUCUCGGAAUAGGGCAUGCCUUGAUCACAUGGUUGUUCAGCAGAUAAAGUUACAGGUUGUGCUACUGCAGCAGGCGCAGACAGUCCUCAUUCAUCCACAGGACACGCAAAGCAGCAUGAGAGUGUACUCCCUUUCACUCCCCAUACACAUUUAUUCAACUUCAUCGUGCACACAGGGGUCCCAUAAAACCAGCACACGCUUCUGCUCGCUUCAUCAUUGGGCUCUUAUUUUUUAAGACAGGGGAGGGUUGUAAUGGCAGAAGAUUUGAUGGAGGUGUAAUUUUAACCUUAUUGAAAUGUCACGGUUGUCAGCAGUGCCUAAUGAGAGCUGGGUAAGCACAGUGAUGGUUGGGAGAGCAGCCGUGAUGCGCUGCAUCUGACCUCGUAA